AUGAUGGAGGAGAGCCUGGAGACAGAUGACCCCAGAUCAUCCAUGCCCGCUGAGCUCCACUAUCCCCACUCCAAGUAUUCUCAGUGGAAGUUUAAACUGUUUAGGCUGAAGUCAAUGGAGAAGGCCCCUCUUCCAAGAGAGACACAGCCUGAGAAAGGAGCCCUGUUAGGGACCUCACUCCCUGCAGCUCCAAAUAUAGAGUUAGAUGAUGAUAUUGGUCCAGGGAAUGUUAUGAAAUUGUGCCUAGGGGGAAAAAGUAAAGAAAAUGUAGAGGGCCCCGGCCGGAGGGUAGAUAUGAAGCUACAGGAAAUGGAAACCCACAUGAACCACCUCAGGUGCUUGUGCCGUCUUUGCGGAAUGAUCCUGAGAAAAGUCAAAGGGCCGGUGCACGAUGUUCAUGGGAAUCUGGAUGAGUUCAGCAAAGGUGCCCUGCGUAAAAUGGGCUGCAAGUUUACAAGCUGGCCAGAGGUGGUUCUCAAAGUCUUCAAAGUGGACGUGACAGAGGACACAGAAUCUGUCCACCCUCUGUCCUUCUGCCAAUGCUGCUGGAUGGUUACCAUACGAGGAGGGGGCAUCUGCAGCUUUGCCAGAACAAAAGUCCCAGAGUGGAAACCCCACUCUUCCCCCUGUCACCUUUGCUCCCCCAGGAAACUUUCAUUCCAGCGGACUGGGAGAAAGAAGCGGAAAGCCAUUCCCAAAGCCCAGAGCCUGGCAAAAAGAGCCAGGUGGGACCACGGGGACAACACUGCUAUUAGUGAGAGGAGAACUCUGAGACCAUUUGGAGACCAUCAUCAUCAUGGUCCUGUGCUCAGGACAUGGAGGAAACCCAGCAUCCAGAGAGAGCAAUGGGUGAGGAACCUUACCCACUGCCAGAAAGACCACCUGAAUACCAAGCUGAUCUCUGAGAAGCUCCCUGUAGACUUUCUCUUUUCUUUCACCUGCCUGGUGUGUGACCACCUGCUCUCUGAUCCUGUUCAGUCCCCCUGUGGGCACCUCUUCUGCCGUAGCUGUAUUAUAAAAUAUAACCACGUUCUGGGACCUCACUGCCCGGCCUGCAACUUGUCCUGCACCCCUGAUGAUCUCAUCUCGCCUGCCAAAACCUUCUUAUCAGCCCUAUAUUCCCUGCCUCUGCUCUGCCCCUGUGGCAAGCAGGUAAGCCUAGACUCAUUUAAAGCUCAUUGUCUGAGCCAUGAUCUGGAUGAACAGGACGCAAAACAGCAGAUAUCAGAACUUGACAGCUACCUGCUACCCAAUAAAGGCGGAAGACCCCGUCAGCACCUGCUAUCGCUAACACGUCGUGCCCAGAAGCAACGGCUGAGGGAUAUGAAGAACCAGGUGAAGGCAUUUGCAGACAAAGAGGAAGGUGGCGACCUGAAGUCUGUGUGCCAGACUCUGUUUCUGCUUGCACUGAGAUCUGGGAAUGAACACCGGCAGGCAGAUGAGCUAGAAGCCAUGAUGCAAGGCAGAGGCAUUGGGUUGCAUCCUGCUGUGUGCUUGGCCAUUAGGGUCAACACUUUCCUGAGCUGCAGCCAGUAUCAUAAGAUGUACCGGACCGUCAAAGCCACCAGUGGCCGCCAGAUCUUUCAGCCCCUGCACACCCUGCGAGAUGCAGAGAAGGAGCUUCUCCCUGGCUUUCUCCAGUUUGAAUGGCAGCCAGCUCUAAAUAAUGUGUCUACAUCUUGCAGUGCUGGCAUUAUUAAUGGUCUCUCUGGAUGGACUUCCUCAGUGGAUGAAUUCCCAGCUAACACCAUCACUCGGCGGUUUCGCUAUGAUGUGGCUCUUGCGUCAGCAUUAAAGGAUCUGGAGGAGGACAUCAUGGAUGGGCUAACAGAGACUGGGAUGGAAGACACUGCUUGCACUUCAGGCUUCAGUGUCAUGAUCAAGGAAUCCUGUGAUGGCAUGGGCGAUGUCAGCGAGAAGCACGGUGGAGGACCAGCUGUCCCUGAGAAGGUUGUACGUUUUUCUUUCACUGUUAUGUCUAUCUCUGUCCAGGCAGACGAGGAGGAGGAAGAGGUUAUCAUCUUCACUGAGCCCAAGCCAAAUUCUGAACUGUCAUGUAAGCCCCUUUGCCUGAUGUUUGUGGAUGAGUCAGACCAUGAGACACUCACAGCUGUCCUGGGGCCUGUAGUUGCAGAGCGUAAUGCAAUGAAAGAGAGCAGGCUCAUCCUAUCCCUGGGUGGUCUACCUCGCUCUUUCCACUUCCACUUCAGAGGCACGGGAUAUGAUGAGAAAAUGGUGCGUGAGAUGGAGGGCCUUGAGGCCUCAGGUUCCACCUAUGUCUGCACUCUUUGCGACUCCACUCGGGCAGAGGCCUCUCAAAACAUGGUGCUGCACUCCAUCACCCGCAGUCAUGAACAGAACCUAGAUCGUUACGAAAUAUGGAGAACCAACCCCUUUUCUGAGUCUGUAGAUGAGCUGCGAGACAGAGUCAAAGGGGUCUCUGCCAAGCCAUUCAUGGAGACCCAGCCCACGAUGGACGCAUUACACUGUGACAUUGGCAAUGCCACGGAAUUUUACAAAAUCUUUCAGGACGAGAUCGGGGAGGUGUACAAAAAGGUCAACCCCAGCCGGGAGGAACGGCGCAGCUGGAGGGCAGCCCUAGAUAAACAGCUGAGGCAGAAGAUGAAGCUUAAACCGGUCAUGAGGAUGAAUGGGAACUUUGCCCGCAAGCUAAUGACCCAGGAGGCUGUGGAUGUGGUGUGUGAGCUGGUGCCCUCAAAGGAGAGGAGGGAGGCCCUCAGAGAGCUUAUAAGAAUCUACCUCCAGAUGAAGCCUGUGUGGCGUGCCACCUGCCCUGCCAAGGAGUGCCCUGACCAGCUGUGCCGCUACAGCUUCAACUCCCAGCUAUUUGCCGACCUUCUCUCCUCUACCUUCAAAUAUAGGUACAAUGGAAAGAUAACCAAUUAUCUGCACAAGACCAUGGCCCAUGUGCCUGAAAUCAUAGAGAGAGAUGGAUCCAUUGGAGCCUGGGCCAGUGAGGGGAACGAGUCGGCAAACAAACUGUUCAGGCGUUUCCGGAAGAUGAAUGCGCGUCAGUCAAAGGCCUUUGAGCUGGAAGACGUGUUGAAACAUCACUGGCUCUACACUUCCAAGUACUUACAGAAGUUCAUGGAAGCUCACAAGGACUCUGCCAAAGCUCUGCAAGCUACCAUUAACCCAGUAGAGAGCCAGAGUAAUGAGGACAUGUCUCUGGAAGUUCAUGACUUUUGA
Cottoperca gobio is the source of this 3210-nucleotide messenger RNA. It is a transcript of the gene rag1, whose product is annotated as recombination activating 1. Gene Ontology annotation, biological process: V(D)J recombination; adaptive immune response; pre-B cell allelic exclusion. Gene Ontology annotation, molecular function: double-stranded DNA endonuclease activity; ubiquitin protein ligase activity; sequence-specific DNA binding. Lineage: Eukaryota; Metazoa; Chordata; Actinopteri; Perciformes; Bovichtidae. Gene Ontology annotation, cellular component: nucleus; DNA recombinase complex; endodeoxyribonuclease complex. The record is from RefSeq and is a predicted model, not a curated record.